CGCACCACCACCAAGCAGCACCGACGAACCACCGAUCAUUCAACAAUUGCACGAUGGUCGCUCCCUCAGAACCCCUCCCCGCUCCCUCCGUCACCGCAGCCCUCGAUGUCGAAGGCUCCGCCCCCCUCCGCCUCAUCCAAGUCGACGCCCUCGUCGUCAUGAAAAUCAUCAAACACUCCCAAUCUUUCUUCCCCUCCCCCGUAACCGGUCAACUCCUCGGCCUGGACGUGAACGGCGUGUUGGAAGUAACCUCCUCCUUCCCCUUCCCCUCCGCCGGCGCAGACGGGAAAGCUGCUACCGCGACUGGUGGUGCAGGGGGCGCGAGGUAUCAGGCUGAGAUGAUGAGAUGCCUGCGCGAGGUGAACGUGGACAAUAAUACCGUCGGAUGGUACCAAUCCGCAUACCUCGGCUCCUUCCUCAACUCGCAAGUUGUCGAAGCCCAAUUCGCCUACCAAAAAACCCUAUCCGAGAAGAGCGUCGUCCUCGUCCACGACGUGUCCGGCGGCGCCCGCUCCAUGCUCCGCGCCUUCCGCCUCUCAAAAGGCUUCGUCCAAUCCUACAAAGAGGGUAAAUUCACAGAAGAAUCAUUAGCGCGAAACGGCGUCACGCACCGUUCCAUCCUCGAGGAACUCCCCCUCGAAAUCAAGAACUCGCAUCUCCUCACCACGCUCCUGCAUUCUGCACCUCUUGACCCGGAGGCGGGGUUGAGUUUGACGGCGCCGUUGACCCCGAAUUUGGACAGUGUGUUGGAUUUGGUUAUUGAUCCCUACCUCGAGAAAAAUCUGGAAUUCUUGUUGGAGGCAGUCGACGAAUACCAAUCCGAGACCUCGAACCUGCAAUACCACCAACGUGCCCUCGCCCGCGAACAAUCCCGGAUUAACACCUGGCUCUCCCGUCGUCGUGCCGAAAACCUCCAGCGCUCCUCUUCUGGCCAGCCGCCGUUGGAUGAGGAUUGGAAGAAGACGGGGAUGUUCAAGGUUCCGCAGGAGCCGAGUAGGUUGGAGGGGUUGUUGGUGAGUGCGCAGAUUGAGCAGUAUUGUGGGCAGGUUAGUGGAAGGGCGGGGGGGGUUUUGGGGAGGAUGUAUGGGGUUAGGGAGGGGGUUGGACGUUCGGAGCCGUGAGCGAGCCCUGGCGGGCUUGAGAUAGAAUGAGAAUGAGCGUGAAGUGAGUGUGAGGAUAAAAUGAUUAUGGGUUUGAGUGGAGAGAUGAGGAUGAGGACAGCGGUGUGUAUAGUCAGUUGUGUGUGCCAAGCAAGGCGCAACUAUUAUAUCCGACCAUUUUGGUCACAAGAGCAUAUGUUUCGAAUUGAAUACGUUAUAGAUGUCACCCUUUCAUGUCAAUUCGGUGGACGUCGUUUAAUAUAACGCUUGCAACAGGGCUACGGGUGAACUUGCCUUCCUUUGACGAUCUUCUUUGCAAUUCUUGCUCAAUCUGC
Saitoella complicata NRRL Y-17804 is the source of this 1435-nucleotide messenger RNA. Its product is annotated as eukaryotic translation initiation factor 3 subunit H. The transcript is spliced from 2 exons. Gene Ontology annotation, cellular component: cytoplasm; cytosol; eukaryotic translation initiation factor 3 complex. The record is from RefSeq and is a predicted model, not a curated record. Gene Ontology annotation, molecular function: metallopeptidase activity; protein binding; translation initiation factor activity. The coding region runs from base 54 to 1121 and encodes 355 amino acids. Lineage: Eukaryota; Fungi; Ascomycota; Saitoellomycetes; Saitoellales; Saitoellaceae.